AUGCAAUCUCUCAAACCUAUAUACAGUAUAGCAUUGAUUGGUUUUCUACUCGCAUCGUUCACUCAUAUAAGCAUCUCAUUUUUUUUCAAUGUUAAACUACCGGAAAAUAUUUAUUUCAACUUACUCAAUUCAGUCAAAAUGGACAAAAAUACAGCAGAUCAACUGAAAAUACUUAUGGACACUCCCGCGUUCAAGUAUAGUCCACACGGUUCAAAUGGGGAUGGUGUGAAAAUACCAGACCAUCUAAAAAAUCUAGAAGAAUCGCGAUUCUCUGAAAACAAUUUCAAUGUUGUCGCAUCUGAAAUGAUUUCGGUAAAUCGUACACUUCCGGAUUACCGAUCAGACGCUUGCCGGAUAUCUGGAGGCAAGAUCAACACAACUGAAUUGCCAAGAGCUUCGAUAAUCAUCACAUUUCAUAAUGAGGCAUGGACAACAAUAAUCAGGACACUUCAUUCUAUCUCCAAUCGCUCGCCACGUCAUCUUAUCGAAGAAAUUGUGUUAGUGGAUGAUUAUUCCGACAAGUAUUGGUUGAAGGGACCAUUAGAUAUUUAUGUUCGACAGUUUGAGAUACCCGUACAUGUGACUCAUCUCCCUGAACGAUCGGGUUUGAUUCGUGCCCGUCUUACUGGAGCCAAAAUCGCGAAAGGUCCAAUUUUACUGUUUUUGGAUUCUCAUAUCGAAGUGAGCGAAGGUUGGCUGGAACCCCUCAUAUCCCGAGUAGCUGAUGACCGAACCCGUAUUAUUGCUCCAAUUAUUGAUAAUAUUUCCGACGAAGAUUUUGGAUUUUCGACUGGAAGAACUGACCUAUGGGGCGGUUUCAGUUGGAUACUUUCAUUCAAGUGGUUUGAUAUGAACGGAAACGAUACUCAGAGAUUGAUUGCUAAAAAAGCGGAACCUAUACGAACACCGACAAUUGCUGGCGGAUUAUUUGCAAUCAACCGAGAGUAUUUCUACGAGAUGGGUGCCUAUGACGAAGGAAUGGAAGUAUGGGGUGGCGAGAAUGUGGAAAUAUCAUUCAGGAUCUGGAUGUGUGGCGGUUCUAUGGAAAUCCAUCCUUGUUCUCACGUGGGGCACGUCUUUCGAACCAAGACUCCGUAUUCGUUCACUAAAGAAGUAAAUUUUGUUAUAAGGCGUAAUCAGGCACGUACUGCCGAAGUAUGGAUGGAUGAGUACAAAGAGUUCUUUUUCAAAAUGGUCCCAUCAGCUCAGAAAAUGGAAAUCGGUGAUUUGCAAGAAAGAAAAAGUUUAAGAGAGCGUCUGAAAUGCAAACCGUUCAAAUGGUACUUGAAAAACGUCUGCUCUGAAUGUCACAUGCCUUCUGAAUAUCAUUCUCUUGGAGCGAUUGUGAAUAAACUGAAUGGAAAGUGCGUGGACAGAGGAGGUAGAGUUCUUGGAGGACCACCUGGUUUGGGGACAUGCAUUCAUUCACAUGAGCAACAAGGAAAUCAGGUUUGGUCUUGGACCGGAAACAAGGAAAUUCGAUCACAAAACUUCUGUUUGUCUUCCAAUAAAAAAGGGUCAGAGUUGAAAAUAGAAAUGUGCAAUGGCAGCGAGGAUCAGAAAUUCGAAUUCAAUCGAAAAAUCGGGAACAUCAUUCACCAAACAAGCGGAAAAUGCAUGACGAAUGCAGAAUCUGUGGCCACUGUGGAUGAUUGCAAAAACAGCCGACAGGAGCAAGUUUGGGAUUUGGAAGCUUCAACAUACAAGUGA
Molecule: messenger RNA, 1710 nt
Organism: Caenorhabditis briggsae
Lineage: Eukaryota; Metazoa; Nematoda; Chromadorea; Rhabditida; Rhabditidae
Exons: 8
Coding region: 1-1710 (569 amino acids)
Cellular component (GO): Golgi apparatus
Source: RefSeq, a predicted model, not a curated record